Molecule: messenger RNA, 895 nt
Organism: Rhinichthys klamathensis goyatoka
Lineage: Eukaryota; Metazoa; Chordata; Actinopteri; Cypriniformes; Leuciscidae
Gene: lypd6
Product: LY6/PLAUR domain containing 6
Exons: 5
Coding region: 213-734 (173 amino acids)
Biological process (GO): positive regulation of canonical Wnt signaling pathway
Molecular function (GO): acetylcholine receptor inhibitor activity
Source: RefSeq, a predicted model, not a curated record
GCCUUUUAGGAACCUUUGAGUUCACAGAGAUUCAGCUCGGACGUGUCAUGAGUACAGACAACUGAAAGGACACUAUUGAUAUACAUGACUUUCUUCGAAUCUUGCCAUACAAGGAUAAUUCUGCCGUGAUAAAAGUUUGACUACGGUCGUUUGAAUCAUUUUCGGUGCCGUGUUGGAUCAGGGUACCUGCUCAUGUGAGUUUUCCUCCAGCAAUGGGACCCUGGCCUAUCAUGGCCUGGGGCUUAAUGCUGACCGCCAUCACCGGCUGGAUCAAAGCGGUUCAAUCUAGGGAAUUCACAGAAAAAGACAUUGUUUUUCUCCAUCCCUCAACAACUCCAUAUCCAGGAGGAUUUAAAUGUUUUACCUGUGAAGAUGCACCUGACAACUAUGAAUGCAAUCGCUGGGCUCCAGAUCUCUACUGUCCACGAGAGAGCAGAUAUUGCUACACACGUCAUAAGAUGAACUGGGGUGGAAACACGGUGUCGGUGAAAAAGCGCUGCGUGGCGCUGGAAGACUGUCUUGAAACAGGGUGCUCGGACAUGGACCAUGAAGGAAACAGGGAGUGUACAGCCUGUUGCGAGGGGAACAUCUGUAACAUGUCUCUCCCACGAAAUGAGACUGAUGCCAUCUUUGCCACCACUUCUCCCAUUAACGAGAGCAUGCAACCAGCACAGAGUCCCACACUGCUGCUUUCUGUCUGUAUCGUCGGCCUGAUGCUCCACUGUAUUAACUGAGAGUAGAAUGAACCUUUAUGGCAAUAACUAAACCAUUGACACGUGCCAGUCAGCUGUGGGCUUUACCUUCCUCAAAAUGAAGUGUUAGUUGUUGGACUUCUUCUUUCCUAUGAAUUCAUUUUUAUGAAUCCUAUACUAAUAUUCUCUAAAAAAAAAAAAUA